AUGGCUGGGAGGAGACCGGCAGGCCUGGGUGGGCAGCGCCAGCUCCUGGGGCUGCUGCUGGCGGUGGCUGCCGUCCACCUGGCCGCCUGCCCCUACACCAAGGUGGAGGAGAGCUUCAACCUGCAGGCCGUGCACGACCUGCUGUACCACCGGCUGGACGUGGAGAAGUUUGACCACCUCGAGUUCCCCGGCGUGGUCCCCAGGACGUUCCUCGGGCCGCUGCUGAUCGCUGCACUGUCCAGCCCAGCGGUCUACGCGCUCUCGCUGUUGGAGGCGUCCAAGUUCUACUCUCAGCUCGUAGUCAGGGCCGUCCUGGGACUUGGCGUGAUUCUUGGACUCUGGACGUUACAAAAAGAAGUGAGGCGGCAGUUUGGGGCCACGGUGGCCACCCUGUUCUGCUGGGUGACGGCCUCACAGUUCCACCUGAUGUUCUACUGCACGCGGACGCUCCCCAACGUGCUGGCCCUGCCCGUGGUGCUGCUGGCGCUGGUGGCCUGGCUGCAGCAGAGGUGGGCCCGCUUCAUCUGGCUCUCGGCCUUCGUCAUCCUGGUCUUCAGGGCCGAGCUGAGCCUGCUCCUGGGCCUGGCGCUGCUGUUGCCACUCUGCUGGCGGAAGCUCUCGCUGCCCCAGGCCCUGCGCUGUGCCGUGCCAGCCGGGAUCCUCUGCCUGGGACUGACAGUGGCCGUGGACUCCUAUUUCUGGCGCUACCUCGUGUGGCCAGAAGGGAAGGUGCUCUGGUACAACACCGUCCUGAACAAGAGUUCCCACUGGGGCACCUCGCCGCUGCUCUGGUACUUCUAUUCGGCGCUGCCGCGCGGGCUGGGCUGCAGCCUGCUGUUCGUGCCGCUGGGGGCGGUGGACAGGCGGGCCCUGGCGCUGCUGCUGCCCACACUCGGCUUCGUGGCCUUGUACUCGCUGCUGCCGCACAAGGAGCUGCGCUUCAUCAUCUACGCCUUCCCGCUGCUCAACAUCGUGGCCGCCAGGGGCUGUGCCCGCGUGCUGAACAGUCACAGGACGUCCUGGCUGCACAGAGUGGGGUCCCUCCUGGUGAUGGGGCACCUCGUGGUGAACGCCGCAUACUCGGCCAUGGGCCUGUAUGUGUCCCACUUCAACUACCCCGGCGGUGUGGCGAUGCAGAGGCUGCACCAGCUGGUGCCCGCCCGCGCAGAUGUCGUCCUGCACAUCGACGUGGCCGCUGCCCAGACAGGCGUGUCCCGCUUCCUGGAGGUCAACAGUGCCUGGAGGUACGAGAAGACGGAGGAUUUGCAGCCGGGCUCGGCGCGCAUGCUGGCCUACACACACCUGCUCAUGGAGGCCGCUCCCGGGCCCCUGGCGCUCUACCGGGACACGCACCGCGUCCUGGCCCGCGUCCCAGGCACCACUGGACUGAGUGUGAAUUUGAGCAGGCUGCCUCCCUUUAACGUGAACCUGCAGACCAAACUUGUGCUUUUAGAGCGGCUCCGUAGGCCUCACUGA
Messenger RNA from Rangifer tarandus platyrhynchus (Svalbard reindeer), 1476 nucleotides. The record is from the annotation of a GenBank genome assembly. Lineage: Eukaryota; Metazoa; Chordata; Mammalia; Artiodactyla; Cervidae.